Danio rerio (zebrafish) is the source of this 1489-nucleotide messenger RNA. RefSeq names its product ARF like GTPase 4Cb (gene arl4cb). Gene Ontology annotation, cellular component: cytoplasm; plasma membrane. The record is from RefSeq and is marked provisional. Lineage: Eukaryota; Metazoa; Chordata; Actinopteri; Cypriniformes; Danionidae. Gene Ontology annotation, molecular function: GTPase activity; GTP binding.
CGCGAGCAGACACGCUCACAUCCAGGGUAAAUUUCUGCUCACAUUCAUUCAUCGCUAAUGAGGACGACAGCCAGUGGAGACUGAACACCGAGUCGUCAAGAGGAAUUUAGCGCAGUUUGCGGUGGAAAUGUUGAUGUGAGCCGUGACUGCGGAGACUCUCCGAGCAUAGAGGAGUGUUUACCGUUCACGAGCUGAUCUCACGCGUAACGCACCGCAAUGAGCGCUCCAUCACAUCCAGUCUGAAUUUGGUCUAAUCGGUGCUGAGGGGACUCCUUUGGUAUAACCCCUGCAAACGAGGACAUCAAAAUGGGCAACAGUUUCUCCAAUAUAUCUGCGUUUCAGUCCCUCCAUAUAGUGAUGCUUGGCUUGGACUCCGCAGGGAAAACCACGGUCCUUUACAGACUGAAAUUUAACGAGUUUGUCAACACUGUGCCCACAAUAGGAUUCAACACAGAAAAAAUUAAGCUGAGUAACGGUACUGCCAAGGGAAUAAGCUGUCAUUUUUGGGAUGUUGGUGGUCAGGAGAAACUCCGGCCCUUGUGGAAAUCUUACAGUAGGUGCACGGAUGGCAUUAUUUAUGUGGUGGACUCUGUGGACGUGGACCGACUGGAGGAGGCCAAGACGGAGCUGCACAAAGUGACCAAAUUUGCUGAAAACCAAGGAACGCCACUUUUAGUCAUUGCUAAUAAACAGGACCUGCCAAAAUCUCUGUCUGUUGCGGACAUAGAGAAGCAGUUAGCGCUUCAGGAACUCACGCCUGCCACUACAUAUCACAUACAACCAGCCUGUGCCAUCAUAGGUGAGGGGCUACAUGAAGGAAUGGACAAACUGUAUGAAAUGAUAGUCAAACGACGGAAAAGCCUCAAACAGAAGAAGAAACGAUAACUAUCCAAGCCUGAAUCUGCCUUUUUCCCCCACUGCUGAUGGCUUAAGUCACUGGGUUUGCCAUUUCAGCAUUUCACUGUUGACAUUCAUUUAAUGGUUGUUUGUUCUUCAGCUGGAUUUAUGUUGCAUGUGAUCAUGAUGGCGCAGGUGAACCAAAAACAAAAUAUGGAAAUUAUUUGUUUGAUAUUAAAGGGCUGGUCCCGAAUAAGCUGCCAUUACUUUGCAUAACCUGGCCAUCAGUUUGAAGGAGUUCUCUACUGAAGCACUGUGAAAAACAACAUAACCUUUCAUGGAAUGCUUGAUAUCUUAUUUUGACUCUUCUAAGGACAUUAUGGAGAACUGUAGCAGCAAAGCCCAGAUGGGGUUUAAGGACCUUGUAAUUCACAAAAUUAUAAGACUGGAGUGAGUUUGAGGCCUAGAUUUACAGGAACUCUGAAGAACACAAAUGAUGGACCGUGCCUGUGACACGGUCCAUCUCUAAGCACUUUUUUUCUUACCAAGAUAGUAGUGUAUGACGCUGUAGACCAGAUAUUAGACUGUCAGUGUAAUACAGAGUCAAAUGAAUCCUGAAGUAUUUUUCAAUUAAAAUGUGUGUCAAAACAAA